AUGGCCACACAGCAGCAGCACCAGCAACAGCCACGCUUUGUGACACCGCGAUUCUACCGCCAGUACAACCAGCGGAACCGGCCUGCAGCGCCCCCUAAACCUGGCUCCUCGUCGCCGCACUCGCGAUCGCGCUCUUCCACCUUGAGCAAGUCCAGCGACACCGGCACCAGCACGAAUGGCCAGCUUCAACCACCGUCAGCCCACCAGAGGAGCGUAUCCAUGACCUCUCCGCCGAACCCCAGCACCAGCACCAACACAAACAGAAAGUCCGCUCCUACGCGCCCGGCGCUCAGCCUCAUCCUCCCUGGCAGCCAGACCCUCACUCCCCCAGACUCUCGCUCGCCCUCACAAACGCACCUGCGAUCCUCCAGCUACACACUCGGCCAGAACCAGGCGCAUUUCACUCCAAAGUCUCAGUCCCAGCGCACAAUCAGCGAGACCCUACAUACCAGGAAUACCACCGUUCCAAGUAUCAUCACCACGCCGGUCUCGCCCACGGACCGAGACCGAUCGCCUGGCGAUACGCGCGGGAGUCGCAGCAAUACGAGCGACGCCGCGAAGCCUGCAGCGACUGCGAGUCCCCGCCCCAGAGGACCUUCGCUUAGCGCCCUGCAGGCUGUCACUCGACAGACGCCCCUCAAUUCGCAUCCCCGGACUCCAGAGAGCACAACAGCAACAGCGACCGCUGAUAACCCUCCAGAGACGGCGGAUGCACCGGAACCAGCUGGACCUGCUCCAACUGCAGUAAACACCGAAUCUCAAGUCCAGUCGGAGCCGGUGAAGCCAGAGUCGAGCGAGAACCCCAGGACAACAACAAAGCAGGCUCCCCCACUGCCCAGCGAGGGUCGCCAGCCAACCCCUGAACAGGAGACCAUGACGCCAGUGGCAGACUUGCUGCGCUUCAGACCCUCUCAGAUUUUCAGCGACAGUACUACAACUGGAGGAACGAACUACUCUCCACACCAGAAUGCGAGCGCACAGCCCAGAAGCUCCGUCGCGACACCGGCUGCAGUGCGGUCGUCCAUGCCCGAACCACCGACCCAGUCCCACGUCCAGAUCCGCAGCUCGCGUCUCUCAUUCACGAAUCUCAAGUCGAAUCUGAGCCUGAACACUCUGUUACAGUCGCAGCCCUCUGGAUACCAGGCGUCACCACCAACCGCGCCCUCCCAGUCCAGCACAAGCACCACAUCUGCUUCCACUGCACCGUCCACAUUCUCUCCCCAGCCCCAAACGCUGCCCACCCCAUUAUCCUCACCCCCACAACCAACACCAGCGCAACCGCAGUUCCAACCUCCCAAUCCCAAUCCCAAUACCGAUCCCAAUCCCCACGAUGCAUCCUCCCUCCUAGCCCUAACGCACCACGUCCACACCCAAACCUCCCAAGCCCGCCACCUCUUCACCCAACUCCAGCACUACCUCCCCUUUGUCGAGAAACAAUGGAUCCAAUCUACAAUCGGCGACACCGAGGCAGCCGCCCGGGACAUCCUCCUUCUAACCGAGUCCAUGCGCAUCGACCAGGAAACGAACAACGGCAAGCUCGGCCUCAAAACGCAGUUCCGGUGGAUGAUGCGCGAUUCGAGACGGGCUAGGGAGCGGAGGGAGCGGUUGGUUCUUUGCCAUGCGAGUCUUGUUGCUGUGUUGGUUCGGCUUGAGGGUGUUCGGGCGAGGGUUCCGGAGACGGCUUUUUCUGCGCCUUCGUUUGUGAAUCCGGGCAAUGGUGCUGGACCAAGCCCUGUUCCUGCCGCUCCAGUCGAGAUCUCAGCGUCGUCUCCUGCUCUUCAGACGGAAUUUGAGCAUGACCUUCCGAUUCAUAAAAGUACCCCCCAUCUAACGAAACCACUUACCACCGAACCAACUGCUACGGCUGCCACUGCGGAAGUCAACGCAAACACAACAACCAACUCGCAGGCAUAUCCACCUCCACCAACUGCUGCACCACCACCUAUCCCCGUCCCAGUCCCUAUCCAGAACAAACGCGAUAGUCCGACCUGGGACCUCCCCACGCAGCUGCAAGACGCCGACAAGGAACUGGUAGUACACCACGCGCAGCCGCCUCCUGUCCCACCGAAAGUGAAAAUCGAGGAGGAUGCAAUCCCUACUUCUACUGCUACUUCCACUACUUCGACUGCCACUGCUACUGCUGCGGCUGGAACUGGCACCGCUAAUAACAAUCCCACGAAUGGCUCCAUCGUCAGCGGCGCAGGCACCGAGACCGAGACCGAGACGGCCACAACCACAGCGACAGGGACACCUCGGACCAUGAGCCCCGUUAGUCCCGAGGGCCCCACGAAACUCGAUAAUGAAUUGCUGGAUAUGCUUGAGUGGCGGUGGAAGCAGGGGCGGGCUGCCUAA
Aspergillus puulaauensis is the source of this 2352-nucleotide messenger RNA. RefSeq lists its product as uncharacterized. NCBI's taxonomy places the organism in Eukaryota, Fungi, Ascomycota, Eurotiomycetes, Eurotiales, Aspergillaceae. The transcript has a single exon. The record is from RefSeq and is a predicted model, not a curated record. The coding region runs from base 1 to 2352 and encodes 783 amino acids.